AUGUCCAUUUCCAACAUCACAGUUUUCAUGCCUUCUAUGUUGACAUUCAUAGGGAUCCCAGGCCUACAGUCUGUGCAGUGCUGGAUUGGGAUUCCCUUCUGUGCCGUGUAUCUCAUUGCUAUGAUUGGAAAUUUCUUACUUCUGAUCAUCAUCAAAUUGGAACGUAGCCUCCAUGAGCCUAUGUACAUUUUCCUGGGGAUGUUAGCAAUCACAGAUAUUGCCCUUAGUACCAGCGUUGUGCCCAAGAUGCUUGGAAUCUUCUGGUUUCAUGUACCAGAGAUUUAUUUUGAUACCUGCUUGCUUCAAAUGGGGCUGAUCCACACAUUUCAGAGCAUAGAGUCAGGCAUCCUGCUGGCCAUGGCCCUGGACCGUUAUGUGGCUAUUUGUUAUCCUCUAAGACAUGCUGCCAUUUUCACCCACCAGCUGGUCACCCAAAUAGGGGCUGCGCUAACCCUCAGGGGUGCCAUUCUAGUAACUCCAUCCCUAGUACUGAUAAAGUGCCGGUUUCAAUUUUAUCACACAACAGUCAUCUCUCACACCUACUGUGAGCAUAUGGCCAUUGUGAAACUUGCUGCAGAAAAUGUCCGGAUUAACAAAAUCUAUGGUUUAUUUGUGGCCUUCACUGUUGCAGGGUUUGACCUCACAUUCAUCACACUGUCUUAUGUACAGAUAUUUAUCACAGUUUUUCGUUUGCCCCAGAAGAAGGCUAGGUUGAAAGCAUUCAGUACUUGCGUUGCUCACAUCUGUGUCUUCCUACAGUUCUACCUCCUUGCCUUCUUCUCCUUCUUCACACACAGGUUUGGUUCUCACAUCCCCCCUUAUAUCCAUAUCCUCUUUUCUAGUAUUUACUUGCUGGUCCCUCCAUUUCUCAAUCCACUCGUCUAUGGUGCAAAGACCAAGCAGAUUCGCAUUUAUGUGGUAAAAAUGUUCUGUUCAUAA
Rhinolophus ferrumequinum (greater horseshoe bat) is the source of this 939-nucleotide messenger RNA. RefSeq names its product olfactory receptor 52A1. Gene Ontology annotation, biological process: G protein-coupled receptor signaling pathway. The coding region runs from base 1 to 939 and encodes 312 amino acids. The transcript has a single exon. NCBI's taxonomy places the organism in Eukaryota, Metazoa, Chordata, Mammalia, Chiroptera, Rhinolophidae. Gene Ontology annotation, molecular function: G protein-coupled receptor activity; olfactory receptor activity. Gene Ontology annotation, cellular component: membrane. The record is from RefSeq and is a predicted model, not a curated record.